GAAAGCAAAAGACUUGAUAGGAAUAAAAGAGUAUACGGGCCAAGCAGAAAGAGAUGGUAGACGUGCACCAACAGCAACUGGACCUUGGAUUUGCACCACUAUUUCUCAAAAAUCUCUUUCAAUUUCUGCAUUAUUUAUUCAUCUACACUUCUCUUCGAUUGAGCAGUAACAUUAACUAGCAUCUCAUAACAUAACAAAACGUAGUAGCUUGUGUUGUGUGAGGGCCAAAGGCAAAAAAAAAAAAAACAUGGAGGUGGAUCAGAUGCAGAGGCAGUACUUGGACUACACCAAAUCCUUGUUCUUGGAGGGGUUCUUGGAUGGUCAAUUUCUACAACUUCAGCAGCUACAAGAUGAGAACAACCCGGACUUUGUAGUUGAAGUUGUCUCUCUUUUCUUUGAAGAUUCUGAGAGGCUUCUCAAUGACCUUACCUUUGCUCUAGAACAGAAAAGUAUUGACUUCAAAAAGGUUGAUGCUCAUGUUCACCAGCUGAAGGGUAGCAGCUCAAGCAUAGGAGCUCAGAGGGUAAAGAAUUGUUGCAUUGCUUUCCGCAACUUCUGUGAGGAACAGAACAUAGACGCGUGCCUCAGUUGUCUGCAACAAGUAAAGCAAGAGUACUGUCAUGUGAAGAAUAAGCUUGAAACAAUGAUCAGGCUUGAGCAACAGAUAGUGGCAGCUGGCGGGUCAAUUCCAAUGAUGGAAUUUAGUUUCUAAGGAUGUGUGUGAAUUUGUAGAGAAGGGAGACAAGAGUAUUUUGUGAUCCACUUGUUUUGGUGAAAAUUCUCUUUAAUGUUGUGUGUCUGAUGAAUGUAUGGGUUUCCAUAAACAUAUAUAAGUUCCUUUCUAUCUAGUUUGAUUGUUUUCACAAUAAGAUCUUCUCUUUCUUUUUU
Molecule: messenger RNA, 888 nt
Organism: Vigna unguiculata (cowpea)
Lineage: Eukaryota; Viridiplantae; Streptophyta; Magnoliopsida; Fabales; Fabaceae
Product: histidine-containing phosphotransfer protein 1-like
Biological process (GO): phosphorelay signal transduction system; phosphorylation; cytokinin-activated signaling pathway
Cellular component (GO): cytoplasm; nucleus
Molecular function (GO): protein histidine kinase binding; histidine phosphotransfer kinase activity
Source: RefSeq, a predicted model, not a curated record